Messenger RNA from Linum tenue, 2104 nucleotides. Lineage: Eukaryota; Viridiplantae; Streptophyta; Magnoliopsida; Malpighiales; Linaceae. The record is from the annotation of a GenBank genome assembly.
GGAUUUCGACGCCGGCGCAUUUCGUGGUAGGAUUGCUCGGAUGACGGAGGAUUGCGCCGCCGUGGCAGCCAUUGAUUUAACUUGAGGUUGAAAAUGAACUUCUUGAUUCUUCCCAUCCAGAAAUGGGAGCGAAUUUCUUUAUACUUGGCGCUCUGUUGGGCAAAUUACCAUUAUAUCCCGCAGAAGCUGAUCCAACUUCCAAGUAGCUGCUAGGAGCCUGGAGGGCAGAUCUGGUAUUUGGAUCUAUAAAUCGGCGUCGUUUCACGAUUUGGAGCUGCGGGGUUUCCGUUUUUGUAUGCAAACCCUCAAACCCUUUCCUUUUUUCCCUCUCGAAAUCUUCUUCUUUUUGCAUUUCUUUCUCGAAAUCAAUGGCGGAAGAAGAAGCAACGGCGUCCGAGUCCUCGGUGACGAUGGCUGAGCAGGCCGCCGCGGCAGCGGAGACUGCGCCGAUUGAAUCUCAAACUUCGAUCGAGGCCACCAUCGAAUCGUACGCUCUGGGAGGUGCGGAAUCCACUUGCAACAACAACGAGAAUGAGGCCAAGAGCGGCGAUGGGGGCGAAGAGAUGUCACUGGAGUUCGCGGAAGAGUUGACGGAGAAAGGAACCAAGGCUCUAAAGGAAAAUGAAUUCGAGGACGCUGUCGAGUGCUUCAGCCGCGCCCUGGAAAUCAGGGUUAAGCAUUUCGGUGAACUUGCUCCUGAAUGCAUCACUGCAUACUACCACUAUGGCCGUGCUCUCUUGUAUAAAGCUCAAGAGGAGGCUGACCCAUUGGGUUCAGUACCGAAGAAGGACAGUGAAUCUAAGCAGCCAUCUGGUAAAGAUGCAUCUGUGAAGAUUUCAUCGAAUGGGGAAUCUUCUUCAACAUCAAGCAAGGUUCAAGAGGAUGGCAGGUCCGGUCAUCAAAAGGAAGCGACGAACAAUGAACAGGAAGAUGACGAGGAGGAAAGUGAUGACGAUGAAUUGGUUGAAGCUGAAGCUGAUGAGGAGGAUGAGUCUGAUCUUGAUUUGUCCUGGAAAAUGCUGGAUCUUGCGAGAGCAAUUGCUGAUAAGAAUUCUGGUGAUACCAUCGAUAAAGUGGAUGUUCUAUCAGCUCUAGCUGAAGUUGCCUUAGAGAGAGAGGACAUUGAAACAUCUCUCAGUGAUUACCAGACUGCCUUAUCCCUCUUAGAGCGGCUCGUUGAACCUGACAGUAGGCUUAUAGCUGAACUAAACUUCCGGAUCUGUUUAUGUCUGGAAACUGGCUCUAGGGCAGAGGAAGCAGUCCCAUAUUGCGAGAAAGCUAUUUCAGUUUGCAAGUCACGUCUACAGCGUCUCGUUGCUGAAACAAAGAGUUCUUCUGAGUCAGCAGCAACAUCAGCUGUUUCAGAAAUGGAUGAGGGUGUCCAGCAGUCAUCUACUGGACCUCUGCCUGACAUAUCUGUAUCAGACAAAGAGGCAGAGAUUGAAACACUUGCAGGCCUAUCUCUGGAUCUAGAAAAGAAGCUCGAAGAUCUCCAGCAGCUCGCCGUGAACCCAAAGUCGAUUCUUCAAGAGAUCCUGGGAAUGGCAGCAGCCAGCGCCAGAGGCGACGAUCAGAAGACUGGUUCCCCGGGUUUAGUGAGCUCUUCUUCACGGUUUGCAACAAAUAGAAGUGCUGGGGAGUCGGAGUCCCCUACUGUCUCGACUGCUCAUACAAAUGGAGAUGGUGGUGGUGUCACUCACCUGGGUGUUGUUGGGAGAGGAGUGAAGCGCAUGUUGAUAGCCCCGAUCAGCCCAGCAAAGAAACUCGCUGUUGAGGCAUCGACAGACGGAGCAGAGGGGGAUGAUGAUGCCAAAGCUUCUUGAAUGUCCGGUUUGAAUCUCGAUCGUUGGACCUUUUUUAACUAUAUUGGGAGCUCACUAUAGAUAGUCUUAUGAGGAUGGAAAGAGGACUUAGCUACAUCGUUUCUGCAUUCUGCUCGUGUUGCGAGCGUGACCUUAGUUUUACUCCCCCUGUGAUACGUAGUAGGAUUGUGUUGCUCAAACUGAUUAUCUAGUGUUUUAGGGUCAACUUGCUCCAAACCAAAUUAUCCACCCUAACUUUCAAAUCAAUUCGAAACAAUGAGUAUUGAGAUAUCUGUUAUGUC